Molecule: messenger RNA, 969 nt
Organism: Aspergillus pseudoviridinutans
Lineage: Eukaryota; Fungi; Ascomycota; Eurotiomycetes; Eurotiales; Aspergillaceae
Product: oxidoreductase, short chain dehydrogenase/reductase family
Exons: 2
Coding region: 1-969 (322 amino acids)
Cellular component (GO): intracellular anatomical structure
Molecular function (GO): oxidoreductase activity, acting on NAD(P)H, oxygen as acceptor
Source: RefSeq, a predicted model, not a curated record
AUGGCUUCAAUACGCAUACUCAAUUCGCUACCAGCGUCCAUCACUCGAUCUGGCCGACUUUCCAAAGUCACGGCUCCAAUUGCGGCAUAUCGAACAUUCUCGUCGUCCACUUUGCGCCUGGAGCCGGAACCUUUCAAGGACGGCAAAGAUCCUCGAACAGUACCUGCUGCAUCUUCAACGGAAAAGGCCUAUCCCAAUUUCAGUCUACGCAACAAGGCAUAUGUUGUUACGGGAGGCGGACGAGGACUGGGCCUUACCAUAGCGGAAGCCAUGGUACAAGCGGGCGCACAAGUGCAUUGUUUUGAUCGACUAGACACUCCUCACCCCGAUUUCGCACUAUCGCAAGAAGCGUCCAAGAACGUGGAGGGGUCAAUACAUUACCAUCACGUCGACGUGCGAGACAGAGAACACCUGAGCAAGACCAUCAGUUAUAUCACCAAAGAACACGGGCAGAUCGAUGGACUGGUAGCAGCCGCGGGCAUUCAGCGUGUCAAAGACGCGGUAGACCACACUCCCCAAGAUGUCGCAGAAUUGAUGGACGUCAACUUAACGGGCGUCUUCAUGUCCGCCAACGCCGUCGCGCAGCAGAUGAUGCACACCAAGCGGCCGGGAUCCAUUGUGCUCGUGGCCAGUAUGUCAGGAAAGAUUGCCAAUAAGGGGCUGACCUGCGCUGCAUACAAUGCCUCCAAGGCAGCAGUCAUUCAGCUCACGCGAAAUCUGGCGAUGGAAUGGGGGAAGCAUGGAAUCCGGGUGAACGCGCUGUGUCCCGGGCAUAUCAUCACCCCCAUGGUUCAAAAGAACUUCGAGGAGGUUCCCGGCUUGAAAGAAACAUGGGAGAAGGAGAACAUGCUAGGUCGAUUGGCUGUUCCGGAAGAGUUCACAGGCGCCACGAUCUUCAUGCUCUCACCAGCAAGCAGUUUCAUGACGGGAAGCAGUCUUGUCGUUGAUGGUGGACAUACAGCUUGGUAA